This is a messenger RNA of Hyposmocoma kahamanoa, 2828 nucleotides long. RefSeq names its product zinc finger protein 91-like. The coding region runs from base 48 to 2828 and encodes 926 amino acids. Gene Ontology annotation, biological process: regulation of transcription by RNA polymerase II. The transcript is spliced from 2 exons. Gene Ontology annotation, molecular function: RNA polymerase II cis-regulatory region sequence-specific DNA binding; DNA-binding transcription factor activity. The record is from RefSeq and is a predicted model, not a curated record. NCBI's taxonomy places the organism in Eukaryota, Metazoa, Arthropoda, Insecta, Lepidoptera, Cosmopterigidae.
GCAAAAACCUUUGUCUUUUCCAGCUUCUACAAAUAAAAUUGAACUAAAUGGCAUCGCCCAUGGAUGAAUCUAACAUGUACAGUGAUGCAGUGUUUAAGUCCAUAUAUGUAAAAAUCGAGCCUGUACUUGACGAUGAGCUCAACAGCAAUGACCUUAAUAGCAUGGCAAUCGAGUUUGAUUUAAAAUUAGAUAGAGAUAAAAAGAAAACUGAGAAUGUGUCAAAAACUGAUGCAGUACAUCAAAAUUGGAAUAUGGAAACCGAUCAAAGAUAUAUGGAAAAACUGAAUAUGGAACCUAUCAAUGAUACAAAUGCCACAGAAGUGACAGAGAAACAAGAUCCUUUAGAUCAGUCAAUUGAAAUAAAAAAGAAUUAUUUGUACCCUAAAUGUGUAAUUAAUGAAACUACGGAACUGAUCAAAUUACGUGAAACUGAUGCUUCACAGAAAAGAAAUAAUGAUAUUGAAAAAGACUUAAAAGAUAACGACAAAAAAUUCAAAUGUGAAAUUUGUGACACACGGGUAAAAAACAAAAAGAAUUUAGAAAAACACAUGAAAUUACACAAUGGCGACAAACCAUUUGUGUGCGAACUUUGUAACAAACAAUUUAGAGAGAAACAUAAUUUACAGACGCACACACGGAUUCACAGUGGAGAGAAACCAUACAAAUGUGACUUUUGUAACAAAUAUUUUGCUGAUAAAAGUAAUUUGCAACGUCACUUACGUGUGCACGAUGUAAACCACAAAGCUAAAAAAAUUUUCACAUGUGAUAUUUGUUCUAAAACAUUUAUUUGGAAUAGCUGUUUGAUUAAACAUCGUCGGACGCACAUAGAUCAAGAUGUAUAUACAUGUGAGAUUUGUAGCAAACAAUUCAAGGAAAGAAACAACUUCUUCUCUCACAUGCAAGUUCAUACAGGAGAAAAACCUUUCCAGUGUCCGGUUUGUAACAUGUAUUUUCCUGUCAGAACCAGUCUAGACUUUCAUUUAUUAAUCCACAGUGACACAAAACCAUUUGCUUGUGGUGUUUGUGGUAAACAAUUUACAAAUAAGCGAGGAUUACAAAAGCAUGAAUACCAUCACAGUGAUGUAAAACCAUUUAAGUGUGAUAUUUGCAACAAGGAGUUUACACAGGAAGUCAAUCUGACUAAUCAUAGGAGGAUUCAUACUGGAGAGAAGCCAUUUAAAUGUGAAACAUGUAACAAACGGUUCACACAUUACAGUGCAUGGCUACGUCACAAUUUCAUUCAUACAGGAGAAAAACGUUACAAAUGUGAAGUUUGUGACCAAGAUUUUACAAGACGGAGUAGUUUGGUACGUCAUCAGUUUACACAUACUGGAUACAAACCUUUUUCGUGCGACGAGUGUGAUAGAAAGUUUGUGCAAAAACAACGGUUUCUUGAACAUAACUGCGGACGGAAAGCUAAAAUUAAAUAUUCAGAUAAUGAUGAACAAUAUCAUACAUCACACGAAAAGAAAAUAAAAAAGACUAUUUCGGAUAGACCAAGGCGGCAAACAAGACAAAGGAAAUAUUCUGAUUACGCUACAGACGAGUCUGAAACUGGUGAGGGCAAUGUUGUGUGGUGUAACUGCAUGUUUUGGUCUGUAACUAAUAUUGAUCUACAUACUCACGUCUACAAAAACUUAGCAAUGUCUGACCUGGAAAUUAAAGCUGAGGAGAGAAGGUCUGAUGACAGUUCUGAUAGCAUAUACAUGAGUAUAAAAAUGGAACCAGAAUCAGCAGACGAUGAAGAACGGAGUCGAGUUAUAAAGAAAAAUCCUGGAGGCUCAGAACACAGCUAUCUAGACUCCGAUUGGGAGGUACAAAUUAAAUUGGAAACUCUGGAUCAAGAAGAAGAAGAACAAAUAACAGUUGAACCAGAUUUAUAUGAACAUGAGGUCAAGGAAGACCCAACCCUUGCAGCGUUGCAACAGCCUGAGAACUCUUGCUACGAUAUCAAUGUAGAUUUUAUAAGUGACAGUGAACAAAUAGACGAUGCGUUGCAAGAAGAAUUGUCAAUCCAAGAGAGUGGUAGUAAAGGAAAGAAAAAAUUCCAAUGUCGAACUUGUCUGAAAUCAUUUUGUUCAAAGCAGUAUUUAGGUCAGCAUGAGAUAAUACAUACGGGAGAAAGGCCGUUUGUAUGCAAGAUCUGCGGCAGGAGUUUUACCAAGAAAGAUUAUUUACGUAGACACACAUGGACUCAUACGGGUAAUCAGUUCACGUGCAACAUUUGCAACAAAGGGUUUGCUCGUAAGGAAUCUCUUAAAAGCCAUGAAAUGAGUCACACUGGCGAAAAAACAUUUAUGUGUAACAUUUGUCACAAAUAUUUUACGAGACAGCAGAAUUUGAAUUUACAUUUGUUGCAUCAUAGCGGCGAGAAACCAUAUGCCUGUAACAUUUGUAACAAACGAUACACUUUGAAACGGAGUCUUAACGCUCACGUGUUGAGACAUACAGCUGAAAGAACAUUCGCAUGUGAUAUUUGUAACAAAAGCUUUAUGGAUAAACAUGGUCUCAAGAAUCAUGCAAGGAGUCAUACCGGAGAAAAACCACAUUCAUGUAAUAUUUGUAACAAACGUUUUACAAGAAAACAUAACCUUAAUUUGCAUUUAAAGGCUCAUACCGGUGAGAAACCGUUUGGAUGUGAUAUUUGUAACAAGCAUUUUAUAGAUAAACAAUAUUAUAAACAACAUUUAUUGACUCAUAGUGAAGAGAAAAAGUUCGUAUGUGAUAUUUGUAAGAAAUGCUUCUCUAUUAAGAAGUAUCUUAAAAAACAUUUAAUGAAGAAGCAUUCUAGGCUUGUCCAUGGAAGAUCAAAGCGAGUUAUUAAAUAA